Symbiodinium sp. CCMP2592 is the source of this 984-nucleotide messenger RNA. Lineage: Eukaryota; Dinophyceae; Suessiales; Symbiodiniaceae. The record is from the annotation of a GenBank genome assembly.
AUGAAUCUUUCCGGCUACAGUGACAGAUUGGGCCAGGCUGCGGCAGACAUCGACGUUCUGACUUACCAGCAUCCAGCGGUAUUCCACUGUCUGACAAGUAGUGCUUUCGUGAGGGCAAAGGUUAAGUGUAAGAUGUUGGUGGCUAGCCGCGAGGAUCAGGAACUUCGCAUGCGGUGCAACAAGCAUUUUCCAGCUGGUAUGACUUUCAAUGCUGCUAGCAAGCUUUCGUCAGACGCAGCGGAUGUGGCUAGGCGAAUGCUCCUGGCACACGUGGUUUGGAAGUCAGACAAAGACUUCAACAAACACCUGGCGAAGAUCCAGAAGGUGUCAGAGAAAGUCUCCACUGUCGUCCUCCACGUUGACUUGCAUGCCAGCAAAGCAGCUUAUUUCCGGCUCGUUUUGGAGACCGAAGAGUCUGACUUAAUUACUGGCAACGGUAAGAGAUGUCAAUUGGCCGAGGAGUUCCAAGGACAUCCAUCGCAGCAGUCAGACCGAAGUUGUUUCAUCCUCAUGUUCUCCAGCUCUGGUGAGACCGUUGCUUCCGAGACAAAGACCAAGUAUCGUCAAGUCCUGGAGCAGUUGGAGCAUGACCUCGGGACUUAUCUCGCCACUGGAGGUGCGGAGGCUGGAAAAUACCCACGAAGCACGUGUGACACCAGGAACAUCCUCAAGGGGGCGUUAGACCGACCGACUUCGGUCUUCCUGGAUGGAGGUCGCAAGACUAAGAGGUUCAAGGUGUUGGACCCGCAGUUCGAGGUGGUGGCCUCGCAUCUGACUGCAAAUUCGAACAUGCUAUGUAAGACGGAUGCAGACGUCGCAGAGUUGACUCUUGCCGAGACCUCUCGUUUGCAUGGGUGCACGUUCGACUUAAGUCUUUGCAACCAUUUCUUUGCAUGUCAGACGCUGGCGGCCAUGGCUUCUGUGCCCAAAGCAGCGAUCAUGCUGCUGCUGGCCGGCCUCAACUUUGGUCUGUCUGCAUCUUAG